AUGCAAACGCGCCCACCGUUUCCUCACACUAAGAAAUGGAGUAUUCAUCUCUCAAUUCCUCGGCUGCACCCACCACCGCUGUCCGCGGUGUCACAGUCCCCUCAGAAAACCAAUCUGCCGCUUCCCCCAGCCUUUAACGAGGUCACCAUCUCCACCGAUCACCCUCCUCUCCGUGUCAUCCCUGGUUCCUAUGGCAUUCCCUUUUUCGGUCCAAUCAAAGAUCGACUCCAGUAUUUCUACGGCACCGGCGGCCCAGUCGAGUUCUUCAAGUCCCGUGUUCAGGAAUUCCGGUCGACGGUGUAUCGGACCAACAUGCCUCCUGGCCCUUUCAUCAGCAGCGACCCAAAAGUCAUCGCCCUCCUCGACGCCAAAAGCUUUCCCAUUCUCUUUGAUGUAUCCAAAGUUGAAAAGAAAGACGUGUUCACCGGAACCUACAUGCCCUCCACCAAACUCACCGGAGGCUACCGUGUACUCUCCUACCUCGAUCCUUCCGAGCCUCGACAUGCUCAGCUUAAGAACCUCAUGUUCUUCAUGCUCAAAUCUUCAAGCAGCAGAACAAAAGCCGGCGAAGCUCCAUUCAACGCCGUCGGUGAACAAGCAGCUUUCCGGUUCCUCGGCCGGGCUUACUUCGACGUCAACCCGGAAGAUACAAAAAUCGGAAAAGAUGGCCCGACACUCAUUAACAAGUGGGUGUUUUUCAAUCUCAGCCCGAUACUCACCCUCGGCCUACCGUGGUACAUUGAGGAACCUCUGCUCCAUACUUUCCGGCUGCCAGCUUUUCUGAUAAAGAAAAGUUACCAGAAACUUUACGAUUACUUCGACUCAGCUGCAACUACAGUCAUCGAGCAAGCAGAAAACCUAGGGAUCCCAAAAGACGAAGCAGUAAACAAUAUCUUAUUCGCUGUGUGCUUUAAUACAUUCGGUGGGAUGAAGAUCUUAUUCCCCAGUACACUCAAAUGGAUAGGCCUUGCUGGUGAAAAUUUGCAGACCCAGUUGGUGGAGGAGAUCAGAGGUGCUAUAAAUUCCUACGGCGGCGGAAAGGUGACAAUGGCUGCGAUAGAGCAGAUGCCGUUGAUGAAGUCCGUCGUGUACGAGAUUCUUAGGAUUGAUCCACCGGUAACUUUCCAAUAUGGGAGAGCUAAAAGCGACCUCACCAUUGAAUCACAUGACGCUGCUUUCAACGUGAAGGAAGGUGAGAUGUUAUUCGGGUACCAACCAUUUGCAACCAAGGACCCGAUAGUAUUUGACAGACCUGAAGAAUUUGUCGCUGAUCGGUUCGUUGGGGACGGAGAAAAGCUGUUGAAGUAUGUGUGGUGGUCAAAUGGGCCGGAGACGGAGAUUACAACGGUGGAAAAUAAGCAAUGUGCCGGAAAAAGCUUUGUUGUGCUGAUAACAAGGUUGUUCGUGGUUGAAAUUUUCCGGCGAUAUGACUCUUUCACCGUGGACGUGGCUACGUCUGCUUUGGGUUCGAGUAUCACAAUCACGUCCCUGAAGAGAGCUAGUACCUGA
Molecule: messenger RNA, 1509 nt
Organism: Lactuca virosa
Lineage: Eukaryota; Viridiplantae; Streptophyta; Magnoliopsida; Asterales; Asteraceae
Source: the annotation of a GenBank genome assembly